AUGAAUCCUUUACCGAGAGGAAGAUUAAAAAGGCUUUUAGCUAGAGAUGGAGAUAAUCAAAAGCAAACGCAGGAUAUCAAAAGAUCGAACAAAAGUGUCGAAACUGUCGUGCAGUGUUCCGAACCAUCGUCAGUUCCGGUGAAUGUGGACGGAUCGCAAUUGAAUGCAGCAAAAGAGUCUCACGAUUAUCCCGUACCGUGUGAUAAUGAAGAAGGAAGUGAUUCCGACGCCAGCAGUGUCGGCGAUCACCUCGUCAAUCCGGAUGAGCUAGAUCUAGAUGGCACCUUUUUCACGCAAUCUAGCGAAAAGGGAGUCCCGGCAUGCACAGCAGAAAGCGAUGAAGAAACUCCAAAAAACAUCGAAGCAACAUACGAAUCCUGCACCGAGAGUGAUACCAACAGCGAAGAUGAGGUGCCACAGGAGGAAUCGAACGAAAAAAUGUACCAAAUUUUCUCUCAAAUAGUGGAUUUCGACCGGCAGCUGAAUGCUGCCAAUCAUGCUCGAUGUCUUACCGGUCCUCGAUCGUCGGAUUCUUAUACGGAAUCAACGAGUAAUGUGGUGCCUUAUGAAGGACUCGACGUUGGCAUGAUGUUAACACAAAUCGAAGGUGCAGCAGCGAGGUUUUACACCUCGGAGGAGAUCGAUCGGAAUUGGGAAAAUGUAGAAUCGCACACCAACCUCAGUGCGGAUGAUGAUCGAAAAGAGAUUGAGAUUUUGGUGUCCACUACCCAGCACAAACCGGGCCGUAUAAUUGAUGUAGCACAGAGCCUCAGACGAUUAGAGCAAGAAAAGAGAAAGAAGGAAUACCUGGACCAACACAAGGUACACCUGAUUAUGCUUUUAAGCCAUGGAACGCAGGUAAACUGGGUAAUCAAUGAUUGUCUUUCCGAGUACGCCGAGGAGCUGUUGGAGUUGGCACAAAACUGCCCGUAUCCCCUUGUGGAUAAGAUUAAUCAAGAUUUUGUUCAAUCGAUAGUGGAUCAUUUCCAUGCCAAAGUACAGCUCUCAAGUACAAAACCCAAACGCAAAUGUAUCAAAGUUGGAAUAGGUAUAGGCAAGCAGCUUCGCUCCCGGGAAGCAUCUUCCAGAAAAAUGUUUAAUCUACUGCUACUUGCAUUGCUGCGUUUCUUAAGUGUUCGUACGAGGCUAGUCUUUUGUCUGGAUGUGAUACCAAAGAAUCCUCCAGCGCCGAAAGUGAACAAGAAGGUACUACCCAAACCCGGUACUUUAUCGGCCACUCACGGGCGAUAUGGGAAAGUGCCCUUAACCACGACAGAGAUUCUGAAACAGAAGCCAGAAAUUCGACAGAUAUUUCAGCUACCGCAACUGGAUGGAGCCGAUGAGGAGGACGAUGCGCAAGAAUGUGUUUCUCCGUCUAAAAGCGCUUGUUCUAACUGUCCAGAGCAUAAGCCACGUCUUUGGAAGCUAAAAGCGUCCUCGGAGGCCCCAAUCAAACCCAACUGUGCCUCCAAUGACCGUCACCCUAAUAAGAUUGUAACUUCCAAAUUUUUCAAGAAAAAAGUUCACAAAUCACAGCUUCUCAAACCAAAGGUGGACAGCACGAAUAGCAUCACCGCCGGGUCAUCCAAACUGGCAAGACUGUUGCAGCGAAAACCCCCAGCCGAGAGUAGCAAGUCAAAGAAAAUCGAAGCCAAUCCAAAGAUACCGGAACUGGAUACGUGGUUAGAGUGUUUCCUCGAACAAGAAGAACGCUGGACCGUUGUCGAAGCAACCCUAGGUGUGGAUUGCUUGGAGCAGGUGAUGGAUUGCAUCUUGAGCCCGCCGGCGUACGUGUUUGCCUGGGAAGCCGGUGGAGCGAUCGUCGACGUAGUGGAACGCUACUCGUGGCGCAACGAAAUGGCUUCUAGAAAGCAGAGGGUUGAUCGGAAAUGGUUACAAAAGUGUCUCAACCGGCACAGACUGCGGUCUCAGGAUGUGGCUUAUGCGGUAGAUCAACGAGAAUUCCGUCAACUGAAGUUUCGUGCUCCUAUGCCUACUACGAUUGCUCAGUUUAAGAACCAUCCGUCCUACUGUUUGAAGAGAGAUCUGCAAAAAUUUCAAGCAAUCUACCCGCCGGACGCUCCUCCUCUAGGGUUCAUCCACGGUGAAGCUAUUUAUGCUCGCGAGUGCGUGCAGACGUUGCAUUCGCGCGAAGUAUGGUUGCGGCACGCCAAAGUUAUCCGUCUGCAGGAGCAACCGUACAAGAUCGUUAAAUCGAAGCUACGCCGGGUGCAGAUUAUGCUCGAACUGUUCGGUUACUGGCAGACGGAGGACUACGUACCACCGGAACCGGUCAACGGCAUUGUGCCUCGGAAUGCUUACGGAAAUAUUGAAAUUUUCAAAGACUGUAUGCUACCGAAAGGAACGGUUCAUCUGAAGCACUAUGGAUUGUCGCACAUUUGCCGUAAGCUUGGUAUCGACUACGCCGUUGCUGUGGUCGGGUUUGGCAUUCACGCCGGAGGCAAUCAUCCAGUUUUCGAUGGUAUAGUGAUAUGUGAGGAACAUCGUGAUCGGUUGCUCGAAGCAUGGGAAGAGCACCAGCUCGACUCGGAGCACAGGAAGCGUGAGAAGAAACAACAGAAGGUGCUCGCCCACUGGGUCAAGCUAGUAAAAGGUGUGCUGGUGAGGAACAGGCUUAAACACAAGUACAACUUUGAAGGAAUGUAGGACG
Messenger RNA from Anopheles aquasalis, 2671 nucleotides. Its product is annotated as DNA repair protein complementing XP-C cells homolog. Gene Ontology annotation, molecular function: single-stranded DNA binding; damaged DNA binding. The record is from RefSeq and is a predicted model, not a curated record. Gene Ontology annotation, cellular component: XPC complex; nucleotide-excision repair factor 2 complex; nucleus. NCBI's taxonomy places the organism in Eukaryota, Metazoa, Arthropoda, Insecta, Diptera, Culicidae. Gene Ontology annotation, biological process: mismatch repair; nucleotide-excision repair.